Molecule: messenger RNA, 3085 nt
Organism: Blastomyces dermatitidis ER-3
Lineage: Eukaryota; Fungi; Ascomycota; Eurotiomycetes; Onygenales; Ajellomycetaceae
Product: siderophore biosynthesis protein
Exons: 2
Coding region: 376-2043 (555 amino acids)
Biological process (GO): siderophore biosynthetic process
Source: RefSeq, a predicted model, not a curated record
GGAGUUGCCGCCUGUCACGUCUGCCAAGCGUGACUAAUAGUUAGCUAAUGGCUAAUCGCCACCCAACGGUGGCGGGGGGAACCGACAACCGCCGCUAUACAACCCUUAUUGCAACUGUGCACUCCAACCCAGACAGUUCUGGAUUAAUGUCAUGCUAUUUUCAGGGUUGAAAGGGAAGAUGCUGGCUGUCUGCCAACAAGAACUAUUUCCCCCGGUCCUCAGCUCUCACCGCAAUUGUCGUUACCUGGCUCGUCAUUGCUCCGACCCCUCUCUAGCUGCGGAACAGUUUGAAGGCUCACUCCCCCUAGAGCGCCCGAGUGGAUAUUACCCGCAUCGAUAUCUUCGAGUCCACCUAAUCUUUCACGAAAGCCUGAUAUGUCGGCCUCCUCUCUUGUCCACCUCCCCAAUGGGCUCUCUCUCUCCGUCACCGCUGUUUUUGGGGGGGUGUCAUUUAAGCUAAAUGAGAUGGCCAUCAACCCCUCCGUCCUACCUCCCGGAUGGACCAUUGUCAUUCGGACAGAGAAGGGUCACUUGAAUUCCCAGCACGAACACGAACACCCAUCUUCCUCUCAAUCUGGCGCAUCUAGCGCAAUUCCCUCGAGAGAAACAUCGUUGUCUCCGCCAGGCGAAUUGUCCGAGAAAGAGUCGAAGUCCAACACAAGAGAGGGGCUUCGUCAUGGCCGUUUCGUAAAACCCACUCUAAAUAGUGAUUGCCUAUUCAUCUCGUCAAUUUCCCUUCCCUCCAGCAGCCAGUUUAAACCAGCCACCUCUCCGACUCGCCAAAUCGCCAUGUUGCUCUACGCAACCCUAUGGUGGUAUUUUCACCUGCCCGCUCCAGACCCGCACAUCUCAACUGAAGAGUCCAAGUUAACCCCAGAUUCAGGAAAGCCAAAAGGAGGAUGGCGCGUUUAUAUCAAGCGCCAGGGAAUCUUCAAGGGAAGGCAUCUCAUGCAGAAACUAGAGCGAAUGGGUUUAAUCAGAACUACAGAUUCCUUCGUGGGCUGUGGGCCGGCUGACGUGCAUGAUGCCACUGGGUGGACGAACAUGUUCACCAGCCGUCGUACCUUCUGGCAAACUGAUGCGCGCAUUUUUCUCUUCAAGCUCUCCCCUAGGCAUAUCACCCCUCCCACCUUCGAGUUCCCGGGUAGCCCCGAUCGGGACUCUGUCUCCGUAACGACGGACAUGAGCAGUACUGGGACAAUUAGCCCCCCAGAAAACAUGAACUUCGUGAUUCCUAGAAGGCGCGGCGAUCCAUUUACUUCGGGUAGUAAUUUACCUACUUUCUUUCCCCCGCCUCCUCCAGAAUUUAUCUUCACGAAUGGGAUACGCCACCCGCUCCGCCAGAAGCCCCCCCGACAGGGUGAGGUCUUUUACACCCGUUAUAUCCCUAGUUUACGGCAAACCCUGUCGUUUCGAGUUCCAAUCUUGCCUUCUAAAUUAUCAUCAGCCCUAGGCAACAUACAAAUUUAUCAUAAAAAGUCCAGGAGCGCCCCUUCAAUUUCCUCAACUACGGGUUUAGAGGUUGUGGAUCCGGAAGAUUCUCCUUCUGAUCUCGAGCUCUUGUCCAGAUGGAUGAAUAAUCCUCGAGUCAACAAGGCUUGGGGCGUUGCUGGACCCCAGUCGGUCCAAGAGAACUUUCUCCAAGCUCAGUUCAACUCGCGACACUCAUUCCCUGCCUUUGGCUGCUGGGAUGGCCGCCCGUUUGGAUAUUUUGAAAUCUACUGGGUAAAGGAGGACGCUCUAGGACCUCUGGUACCUGGGCCUGUAGGCAACUAUGAUCGGGGCCUUCAUUGCCUCGUAGGCGAGGAGGAAUUUAGAGGUCCUCACCGCGCCCCUGUUUGGCUCUCAGCGUUGGUCCAUUUCUGCUGGCUGGCUGAUAACAGGACGGAAACAGUAAUGAUGGAGCCAAGGGUUGAUAACACAAAUAUGAUUUCCUAUCUUCAGGCUAUCGGUUUUAGCAAGGAUGGCGAAGUUACCUUUCCACAUAAACAAUCCGCUUUGAUGAGAAUCAGACGGGAAAACUGGGAAGCUCCUUUGCUCUAGCUCUUUAUCCGUACAUCACGCACGCCUUCUCACCUCCACCCCGCGGAGGCAGUGGGAAGUUGGGUUCUAAAGGCGGAUUGGUAGAGGGAUCUGUAAUCGCAUGCCAGUAGCUAUCACCCCUACUACCCCCGCCAACCAUCAGCAAAUAUUUACAACUUCCAAGGGUAUAGCUGCAGUGUACCCUACAUAGGGAUUGCGUUUCAAAACCGCCUUAAACGGUAUACGCAUAACCGCGCCGCAUUGCGCAGUUUGUAUAGCUCUCUCCUUUUCUCAUCCAAAACACGGCCGCCCUCCCUUUAUACUCCAUUCAACCCCCACAUCUACAUUUAUCUAAGUCGGGAAACUAUACUCUACCUGAACAGACUACUGUGUGAAGUACUGCUGUAAACAUAAUUUCUAUUUUUAUCGCGAAAAACAAGUAAUCCCAUGCUUAACAUGAUAUUUUACGACUAAACGCAAACGAGCACUUGGGAAUGGUAACAAAUUAUCUUUUCUCUUUGGUUUCGGCUCAUGGUUUAGUAGGGAGCUUUGUUUAUAGCUUUAUUUCCGUUGUUUUAUUGGUAUUGUUCCAUCUAUAAAAGAAACAUAUAUAGUUCCUUGUUUUAGAGGGCCACCGGAAUGUCAUUCAUUUGAUUUGAAAGAUGUGUCUGUAUAUAGUAGCAAGGGGAAAUUCUAAAAAUGGGGAGUCUAGUUGCAAUGCCAGGUCCUUUUGCCUUCUUCAGCUUGAACUUCUGAAUUCCGUACAUGUGCAUGUAAGGCGUGAACACGCCACUAAUCCUUCAUAUUGUUUGAAUAUGGUUUGUUAUCUCUAUUCGUUGUUUUCACCUAGAGAACGGACGGACUAAAGAAGAGCAUAAUAACCAUCAAACGGUAUUCUAGCGAAUUGUGUGAUUUGGGCAACCGUUGAGGACAAGAAUCGAUCGGUUGAUAAAGCAAGGAAGAAUCCGAAUGGAAUAGUAGAGCUCGGGAUAACGGGGCGGACGGAUCAGCAUGCUUGAUAGAGACGUGUCAUAUCUCCAAUUCAUCCACUAUGGAAUUUCAG